Trichoderma reesei QM6a is the source of this 579-nucleotide messenger RNA. RefSeq lists its product as uncharacterized. The coding region runs from base 1 to 579 and encodes 192 amino acids. NCBI's taxonomy places the organism in Eukaryota, Fungi, Ascomycota, Sordariomycetes, Hypocreales, Hypocreaceae. Gene Ontology annotation, molecular function: acyltransferase activity, transferring groups other than amino-acyl groups. The record is from RefSeq and is a predicted model, not a curated record. The transcript has 2 exons.
AUGUCCCCUGACAGAACCCUCUCCUCCCCGUCCCUCCCCAGCAACAAGCCCGGCACAAUCCUCCUCGAAACGACCAACCUCAUCAUCCGCCGCUGGGACCCUUCCUCCGACGCCCCCGCCCUCGCCAAAGCCGCAAACCACCCGUCCAUCACGCUCAACCUGCGCGACCGCUUCCCCAUGCCCUACACCCUGUCCGACGCCGAGCACUAUCUCAGGAACUACGUCCCCCCCCUCCUCAUAGGCGGCGCAGGCCUCGAACAAAAAGGCGACGUCUACUACCGCACCUGGGAACUCGGCUACUGGUUCACCCCGUCCGCCUGGGGAAAAGGCUACGCCACCGAGCUCGUCAAGGCCCUCGUCCCCUGGGCCUUUGCGACCUGGCCCCGGCUCAACCGCAUCGAGGCCAUGGCGUACGACCGCAACGAGGCCAGCAAGGCCGUCCUGAAGAAGGCCGGCUUCACGCUCGAGGGCGUCAGGAGGGGCGCGGUGGAGAAGAAUGGGGAGCUGCUGGAUGAGUCCAUCAUGGGGAUUGUGAGGAGCGACAUUGAGGAGCGGUUGGCGAAUUUGCUGAAGAACUGA